CAAGAUUUAGUGAAACUCAAGUAGUGCAGUAUCUGAGAUCUAAACAGGCAAAAGACGCGUUUGAAUUUACCCAUAACCAUGACUGUGUCUAUUCUUGAUUAUGGGAGUGGAAAUGUACGCUCCUUAGUCAAUGCCAUACAGCAUCUUGGAUACGACGUUGAAUGGAUUCGAAGUCCCGAAGAAAUUGCAAAAGCUGAGUGCUUGAUUUUUCCCGGCGUGGGUAACUUCGGCUUUGUGUGCGAUUCUUUAGCAAAGGAAGGAUACCUAGAACCAUUGCGUGAAUAUGCACUGUCUGGAAAGCCUUUUAUGGCCGUUUGUGUUGGUAUCCAAGCUUUGUUUGAAGGUUCAGUUGAAGCUCCUGAAUCGAAGGGUCUUGGAAUUUUCCCUGGAUUGGUACAGAAGUUUCAGAGUAAGGACAAAAGUGUCCCUCACGUCGGAUGGAAUUCAUGCGCUGUUCGCUCUAAUACCGAAAAAGAAUUUUAUGGCUUAAGACCUCACGACAAAUUUUACUUUGUCCAUUCCUACAUGAUGCCUGCUGACAAUCUACAACUUCCUAGCGAUUUCCAUGUCGCUACCACCCGCUAUGGCGACGAAAUGUUUGUAGGUGCUAUCUUGAAGAAGAAUUUCCUUGCUACUCAGUUCCACCCAGAGAAGAGUGGUGCUGCUGGUUUACGCUGUAUCAAAGCUUUCUUAUCCGGAAACUAUGAAAAAGCCAUCAGUGGUUUGGAUACUCAAUUGCUAGAAAACUCUAGUGGAGGAUUGACAAAACGUGUCAUUGCCUGCCUUGACGUUCGUUCGAACGAUGCUGGUGACCUCGUUGUUACCAAAGGUGACCAGUACGAUGUUCGCGAGAAAGCCGCUGUCGGUGGUGAAGUUCGCAACCUCGGUAAACCCGUUGAACUGUGCCAACGCUAUUUUGAAGAAGGUGCGGAUGAAGUUGUUUUCUUAAAUAUUACCUCUUUUCGCAAUUGUCCAUUGGUGGAUGCUCCUAUGCUUCAAGUUCUUGCAAAAGCUGCCCAAACCGUUUUCGUUCCUUUGACCGUCGGUGGUGGUAUCCGUGAUGUUGUUGAUCCAGAUGGUACGGUGUACUCUGCCGCUGAAGUAGCAGGCACUUAUUUCCGUUCAGGUGCCGACAAGGUGUCCAUUGGUAGUGAUGCCGUAUAUGCCGCUGAGCAGUUUUAUAGCAAUGACAAAAAAUUGACUGGAACUACUGCUAUUGAAACCAUUUCUGCUGCAUAUGGUUGUCAAGCUGUUGUUAUUUCAAUUGAUCCCAAGCGCCAGUAUGUUAAAAGCCCUGAAGAAACUAAGCAUCAUGCUAUUAAGACUCCUUAUCGCGGUCCAAAUGGCGAAGAAUAUGCUUGGUAUCAAUGUACUGUAAAGGGAGGAAGAGAAUAUCGGGAUAUGGAUGUUGUUGAAUUGGCUAAAGCAUGUGAAGCUAUGGGAGCUGGCGAAGUUCUUUUGAACUGUAUGGAUCAAGAUGGUUCUAAUGCUGGAUAUGAUAUUGAAUUGAUUCGUCUCGUUAAACAAUCCGUCAAGAUUCCUGUUAUUGCCUCCAGCGGUGCAGGUGUUUCUGAGCAUUUCGAGCACGUGUUCAAGGCGACUGAUUGUGAUGCUGCACUUGCUGCCGGCAUCUUUCAUCGUAAGACUUGCAGUAUUGAAAAUGUGAAGGAACACCUUCAAAAGUCAGACGUUCUCGUACGUUUAUAAUACUGAUUACGUGCCACAAUUUUGAAGCCUCUCUUUUUCGUUUUUUCAUUUUUGGUUUAACAUACCGUAGUAGCAUGUACAAAUAGAAGUUGUUUAUUAGAUUAUUAUUUUACAUAUCGAUACAAUUAAGGGUUAUUUAAUCU
Messenger RNA from Schizosaccharomyces octosporus yFS286, 1850 nucleotides. Its product is annotated as imidazoleglycerol-phosphate synthase. The transcript is spliced from 2 exons. The record is from RefSeq and is a predicted model, not a curated record. Gene Ontology annotation, molecular function: imidazoleglycerol-phosphate synthase activity; oxo-acid-lyase activity. NCBI's taxonomy places the organism in Eukaryota, Fungi, Ascomycota, Schizosaccharomycetes, Schizosaccharomycetales, Schizosaccharomycetaceae. Bases 79 to 1707 code for a protein of 542 amino acids. Gene Ontology annotation, biological process: L-histidine biosynthetic process.